This is a messenger RNA of Clunio marinus, 4287 nucleotides long. NCBI's taxonomy places the organism in Eukaryota, Metazoa, Arthropoda, Insecta, Diptera, Chironomidae. The record is from the annotation of a GenBank genome assembly.
CAGUCGUCGAUGAGUGCUUUAGAAAGUAACAUCCGCGAUCGUUUGUGUUGUCUUAAAGAUUUCUUUUUUAAUUGAUUUUUAAUGUUUUGACGAAUAUUUUAAUGGUCAUGAAAUACAUUUUUAAUUGUUCUCACGAAAUACGGUAGAAAAAAGCCGAAUUAGAUUAAAAGAAUCAAACAUUUUAUAAAAAAAAAUAUUUUAAUUAAAAAAUUAUUACUUGCUCAAUUUUAAGCUGCAACGAAGCAUAAAGCACUGAUUAGAAGCCAAGAAUAAUCAAUUUAUCUGGCUUGUUAUCGGCAUAUCAGUGAAGUGUUCUAAAUGCUUAAAAAAUCAACAAGUUUAAUAACAAAAACAAAUAGGCAUAAAAAUCGUAAACUACAAGUCGUACAAAAAAAUCAUUGUGGAAUAAUUAGUUUCAGCUAAUCAAGCGGAAGAAAAUAAACUUUAUCGUUUUUGAUAUCACAAGAUAUGCAUUAACAAAAAGUGUAGGAAAAGCAACGUUAGCAUAAUUCAAUUGAAUUUAAUUAAUCAUGAUGAAGAAGCCCAAAAUUGCAUUAUUUUUAUUGCUUGCCACUGUGUGUCAUCGUUUAAAAGCAGCUGACGAUGCAAUGGCAAUUGUUGGUGAUGAGCUUGAAGGUCCGAAUGUAUGCAAACGAAUCGAUCCCUACAAUGUCACAGUUGUCGUCACAGAUAUGAUUCCAUACCAGGAAAGUAGAAUGGUUUGGUGUGCACAAAUACCACCACGUUGUCGGAAAACGGAAAUAAAACUACGACAAGUCAACAAGACGGAAGUUCUUGAGAAAACGAGAGCAAUUCGAGAAUGUUGCGAGGGCUACAUUGAGAAUGAAGCGAAAAACCGUUGCGUACCUUUUUGUCCGAAGCCUUGCAUCAAUGGCCAUUGCGCAGCACCCGGACAGUGUAAAUGUGAUUCAGGAUAUGGUGGUCCAUCAUGUGAUAUCAGCUGCCCACCAAAUCAUUACGGGAAAAAAUGCAAAAAGAAAUGUGAUUGUACAAAUGAAUCACAAUGUGAUCCCUAUGAUGGUAAAUGUCACUGCAAGAAAGGAUAUCGUGGUGAUAAAUGCGAAAGUACCUGCACACCCGACAGAUAUGGUGAAGGAUGUUCAGAGAUUUGUCGAUGCGAAAAUGGAGGAAAAUGUAAUCAUAUUUCUGGCGAAUGUUAUUGUCCACAAGGUUACACUGGCCCAUUAUGUGAAGAUAAAUGUACAAAAGGAAGAGGCGGUGACGAAUGCAGAUCAUCGUGUCGAUGUCAAAAUGGUGGAAUUUGCGAUGAAGAUACAGGAUUUUGUAAGUGCCCACCAGGAUGGGUUGGUGAUGUUUGUGGUAAUCGUUGUCAACCAGGUCGUUAUGGUAUCAAUUGCACACACGCGUGUGAAUGUUUUAAUGGAGCAUCUUGUGAUCACAUAAACGGCGAUUGUAUAUGCGAGCCUGGCUUUAUGGGUGACAAAUGUUUUGAUCAAUGUUCCUUCGAUAAGUUUGGAGUCAAUUGUACUGAAACCUGUUCAUGUAAAAACGGUGCAAAAUGCGACAAGGCAACGGGAAGUUGUGAAUGUGCACCUGGAUAUAUUGGCGUUGAUUGUGGUUUCACUGGUGACAAAUGCGAGAAUCAUUGUCCGUCUGGAACAUAUGGAACUGAUUGCCUUCAACAUUGUGACUGUAAGAACGAUGCUGAAUGCAAUCCUGAAACUGGUCAAUGUUUCUGUAAACCUGGAUGGUCUGGAUUCAAAUGUGAACGACCAUGCGAGAUGAACACUUACGGUCCAAGUUGUUCAAUGACAUGCAAUUGUUUAAAUGGUGGCGGAUGUCAUCCAGUAACUGGUGAAUGUUACUGUAGCCCAGGAUAUAUUGGAGAGACAUGUGAAAAGAAAUGUGAUCCAUGGUUCUUUGGACAAAAUUGUUCAUUCGAAUGUAACUGCGAGCAGUCGAAGACACUUCAAUGCGAUCAUGUCAAUGGCCGAUGUUUAUGCAAAAUUGAAUACCGUGGAAGUAAAACAAUAAAAUAUGCUGGCGUAAGAUGUGAAAGUUCAUGUCCAGUUGGCUUCUACGGUAGUGAAUGUCAUCAUCAAUGCAACUGUAAGAAUAAUUCAUCGUGUGAUCCACAAACUGGCGAAUGUUUCUGUGAACGUGGAUGGAUUGGAAGAACUUGCGAUCAGAAAUGUCCGACUGGUUAUUAUGGACAAGAUUGCAAAGAGAAAUGUCCUGAAAAUAUGCCAACGAAGACAACGUGUGAUCAUGUGACGGGAGAGUUUAAAUGCCGACCAGGCUACAUUGGAUUAACUUGCGAUCAUCCAUGCCGUGAAGGAACGUUUGGGGAAGAUUGUCAGCAGCGUUGCAAUUGCGACAAUGGCGGCGAAUGUUCACAUAUUGAUGGAAUUUGCCAUUGUCUGCCAGGCUGGACUGGAGAUCAUUGUGAGAUUCCAUGUUCAAACGACACUUGGGGCAUAAAUUGUCAUCAUAAGUGCAAAUGCGUCAAUAACGCGCGAUGUCGUAAAUCGGAUGGCUUGUGUGUUUGUGAACCAGGCUUUAUGGGACAAAAAUGUGAAGAAGUCUGCCCAGAAGGCUAUUACGGAGCGAAUUGCCUCGAGAUUUGUAAUUGCAAUCGAAAACCGAACUUUGUUUGUCAUCCAGCACAUGGUUGUGUCUGCAAAUCCGGAUACAAAGGUGAAAAUUGUGAUACCUCAGCGUUUAGUCAAAUAACAUCGGAAGAAGUAGGACGAGCUGGUACAAUUUGGGCGGUGUUCUUAUCAUUGUUGUUCCUUGGAAUUCUCGUGACAGUUUUGUUCUACCACAGACGUCGUGUCGCCAGUCUUAAGAAAGAAAUUCACGUCGUUCAAUUCAUGUCAGAAGAUCGAACAAAUUUUGACAAUCCUGUUUAUAAUUAUCAGCCUAGUAGCAUCAACACAGACAUGUCAACUUUACUUCAUCGUAAUGGAAUGAUGAACAACUUACGACACACGAAACCAUCAAACGUUGACCGACUCAACAACUUCGAUCAUGAUUCGAAUUCAAGUGGAAGAACUGCUGCUUAUUCCUUCAAUUAUGAUCCAAGUUUGAUGAAUCAGAAGAAUCACGAAGCUGACUUAACAAAUCCAAAUCUUUUCGAAGAUCAUCUUUAUGAUGAGAUCAAGCAAAAAGCUGAUGAUUCAGAAGAAUACGAUCAUCUUGAUUAUUCACGGCCAAUUCAACCACCAAUUCCAAACUAUCAUCGUACAACAAGCUCAACAUUAUCAACAUUAAGUCAUCGAGAUCGCGAAUCAAAUCAAUCGAGUAAUAAAUUUCCAUCGUUCUCCGAUUCAAGCUACGAUGCACCAAUUCCCCAUCCGAAACAGUUGAACAUCAACGUUCCACCAUUACCUAUGAAGAAUCAAACGAAUUCUAAUCUCACACCAUCACCAUCAUCGAGUACAGCGAGUACAAUAACGCAAGACGAAAACAUUGACGCAAUGAUUUCCGUCGAUAAACCGAUGAACAAGAAUUUCCUUCAGGCUGAUGAUAAUGCGACAAGCAUCGAUCUGAAUGAGAAGUCACGUGAUGAAAAAUCGACAGACUGAUUAUUUAGUUGAAGAAAAUGAAAAUGAAGAGAAGGAAAUUAUCAUUUUUUUUAUUAAGCUGAGAGUGAAUGAAAAUUGUUUGAUUGUUGAUGCUUUUAUAAAUGUUUCUUCAUCGUGAGUUUAUGUUUGACAUUAAAUAAUUAAUUAAAGUGAUGGAUGACGUCAAAAAAAAAAGAAAGUUUUAAUGGUAAUUUACUUGUUUGUAUGCAUGUGCCUAAGAAUGAUGAUUCCGUCACUUCUAUCUCAUUAAAAUAUUUUAAUUUCUUUAACUAAAAGUUUUCAUUUGUGCAUUUCUUGAGCAGAUUUUAUUUCCUAAAUUAAUUAAUUUUUUUUGUCACUUUUUUAGUCAUUUGAUGAAAGUUUUCUUACUGAUUUAUAAAUGUUUUAUAUCUUUAUUAUUUUGUACAGAUUUUAUUUUAAACAAAUAUUAAAGGAAAAGAGCUUCUAAGAGAGUGUUUAAGUACUAAAAUAAAGUUUAAAAUAUUUGUGAUAAAAUUGACACUUUUGAACCAAUUUUCCUUCAAUGUUUUUCAUUCUCUCUUCCUGAAAAGUUUUAUUGUUCGCCAAUGGAAACAAAAACAAUUGUUUCAUCCUUUAUGAAAUGUUUAAAAAUAAUUGGAUAAAUGAAAUCACUUUGAAAGUAUAAUGAAAGAGAGAAAAAAAGCAUUUAAUGAAGCAAUACGAAUAAAUAAUAAAAACUUUGUAAAAACUAAAGAAA